ACGACCCCCGGCUAAGCCCCGGACUUCCGGUUUAAAGCUCCUCUGUUGACUGGUAGAAAAGGGGGAAUGAGGUCCUCGGGAAGAUAAUAACAAAACUACCCAAUGAAACAGGAAUAAAAGUUCACUCAAAAUGAGCUGGAUUCCCUUCAAGAUUGGACAACCAAAGAAGCAGAUUGUCUCUAAAACCGUUGAAAGAGACUUCGAGCGAGAAUAUGACAAGCUCCAAAAGCUGGAGGAUCAGACGAAAAAGCUUCACAAGGACAUGAAGAAAAGCACUGAGGCUGAUUUAGCCAUGUCCAAAGCAGCAGUGAAGAUCUCUGUAGACCUGCUGAGUAACCCGCUCUGUGAACAGGACCAGGCCUUCCUGGAGUCCAUGACCGCUUUGGAUACAGCCAUGAGAAGGAUGGAUGCCUUCAACCAGGAGAAGGUCAACCAGAUACAGAAGACUGUUAUCGACCCUCUGAAAAAGUACGGCGGCGUCUUCCCCAGCCUCAACAUGGCAGUGAAGCGCCGGGAACAGGCGCUGCAGGACUACAAGCGGUUGCAAUCCAAAGUGGAGAAGUACGAAGAGAAAGAAAAAACCGGGCCCGUUAUGGUCAAACUACAUCAGGCCAGAGAGGAGCUCCGACCGGUCAGGGACGACUUCGAGGCCAAGAACAAGCAGCUGCUGGACGAGAUGCCCAAGUUCUUCCACAGCCGCAUCGACUACUUCCAGCCCAGCUUUGAGGCUCUCAUCAGGGCGCAGGUUGUCUAUUUCACCGAAAUGUACAAGAUCUUCAGCGAGUUAACAGACCAGAUCGACCAGGCAGGGCUGACUGAUGAGCAGAGGGAGAGGGAGACAGAGGCCAAGCUCAGCGAGUUGCGUGCUCUGUCCAUUGUCGCCGACGACUGAGGGAGGAAAAACCGAAAACCGGGAAGGGCUCCUUUCAUGCCUCUCUGAAUGGACUGCACUCUUUUCAGGCUUCUCCGUGCAGUUCAAACGGACAGCAGCGGCCUUAACCUGAUUAUCAGAUUGUUUCCUUGCGGCCUCAUCACUCCCCCUAUUCCUCUUGCACUACACUCCCCGUGUUUCAUUCUCUCUGCAGAGACUCCAAGCAGCUGAAAUGCCACAUUAACUAAGCCAUCAGCCAAGUGCAACAUUAUAAGCCAAUAUGUUGUUUUUUUUUAGUGAAGGAAUCAAACGGUUCUCGUCAGAACUAAUUAACCAGGGUUACACUUCUUGGUUUCAGCGACGUCUAUAAGCAUUUGUUUCUAAAGCAGGAAAUGAGCAAGGAAAUGUUUUUAUUAGUCACAUCUGCAAAGCUAUCUGUAGUUUUUUUAUGACCCAACUUUGAAAUGACAAACAAUACAAGCUGAAUGUUAUGUAACGUACUGUAGGUUGCCGGCAAGAAAAUGUACUUCUGUGUUUUUGGCCUUCGCUGGUCUAAGUUUAGCUCUGUGCCAUGUUGUGUGAGGGCUUUUUUAAUUGGGGGUUUACAGGAUGAUAUUGGUAACAUCACCUGUGCAUAAUGUGCCUACGUUGUCCUGACUGUGGAUGUAACAUGAAAAACUAACUCGUGUGAAGUGAGAUUGUGCCUGUGCAGCGGUGUUGAAAGGUCGACCACUCAGGCUGCGGAGAGAACAAGUCGCUGAUGGAGUCUCAUCACUGUCCAAAACAAAGGCUGGUGCUCCCUCUAGUGGAUCGUACUAAUGAUGACACGCCGUUUUCUUUUAUUCACAGCAUCCAUCCUUUGUUGUAUUGUUGGUGGUUCUGUCUGUUAACAAAGAGCCUCACACAUUGUUGUCACUCGAGAGAAAGUAUUUUCUCCUUUACCUUCUAUACCAGGGUUGGAGGCCAACUUCUUUUGGCCUUUCUUUUGAUUUUGGACCAAAUCAUACUGUCAUUGCACUCCUUUGUUUCCACCUUCAUCAGGUACUGCCUCAGUAUGAUCGACACGCUCUGGUUAAAGGGGCUACAUGGUGAUGUACACACACUGAUUGCUCCCAUGUCAAGUUAGUAGAUUUUUUUUUUUUUUUUUUUUAAAGGUGUCAUAAGAAGUUGAGUAUUUAUUCUUUGAAAUUAUUGAAACAAAUGCUUAGUUGAUUUACUGUCUUUGUGUUCUGUUUGAGUUACACGUUUGUAUUAAUGAAGGUUUUUCUAAAUAAUAAUGUUAAAGUGGUAGCUUUUUAACACAAUAAGUGGAUACUUUAACAUUAGAGUGGGUUUUAAUUUAAGUUUUUGAAAUGUAUUAACACAAUGUUUUUCAGCCAUCAUCUCAAUGUAUAGUAAAUCAUGGAAUAAAUUAACUCUGUUAAUCAUGU
Molecule: messenger RNA, 2301 nt
Organism: Sebastes umbrosus (honeycomb rockfish)
Lineage: Eukaryota; Metazoa; Chordata; Actinopteri; Perciformes; Sebastidae
Gene: bin3
Product: bridging integrator 3
Exons: 9
Coding region: 131-892 (253 amino acids)
Biological process (GO): plasma membrane tubulation; actin cortical patch localization; endocytosis
Cellular component (GO): cytoplasm; actin cortical patch
Molecular function (GO): protein binding; lipid binding
Source: RefSeq, a predicted model, not a curated record